Molecule: messenger RNA, 5408 nt
Organism: Zeugodacus cucurbitae (melon fly)
Lineage: Eukaryota; Metazoa; Arthropoda; Insecta; Diptera; Tephritidae
Gene: Hus1-like
Product: checkpoint protein HUS1
Exons: 3
Coding region: 1021-1875 (284 amino acids)
Biological process (GO): meiotic DNA integrity checkpoint signaling; mitotic intra-S DNA damage checkpoint signaling; mitotic DNA replication checkpoint signaling
Cellular component (GO): nucleolus; site of double-strand break; checkpoint clamp complex
Source: RefSeq, a predicted model, not a curated record
CACUUGGCAACGCUGCAGUGGUCGUGAUUGUCGGAAUCAAUUUUUGAUAUUGUCGACGAGACGUGUGGAUUUUAGUAAGAAAUUAAAUCAAAAAUUGUUUAAAAAUACAUAAAAAGCAUAAGAAAAAGCUUUUUAAAGUUCAAUUAUUUCACCAUUGAGAUGGGGCAGUGUAUCAGUCAUGAUGACUGCAACACGGUUGGAUAGCUAGGUAGACUUGUAGACAAAAUGUCGACUAUUGAGAAAUCAAUCAUCUUAGUAUUAAAAACGUUAAGAAUUGGUUCUGAAAUAAUCUUGUAUAUUACAUCGUUUCUUAUAUUUGUAAAGAUUUCGGUUUGUGGAGUAUAGUUUCACCUCAGUAUCGAUUUUUUCGUUGCAAAUAUCUAUUAGUGUUUUGGAAUGUUUUUUGAUUUUAUAUAGACAUUUAAUGUUAAUAUAUGCAUGUUUUAAUUACAUGUAUGUAAGUAAUAUAAAAUGUAAACUUAUGCAUAAUUGUGAGUAAACCAAUUGGAAAUUUUGGUGCUAAAAGACAAAUGUUGAACAUAUUUGAGAAAUCGAGGAAGGUGUAUGCAACGACGAAACAGCCCCAUUUUGCUCUUUAUCGUGUGUUCAUAACGAUCUGCAACGUAAACCUCCAGCGCAAAUGGCGUGUCUUGGCUCCAUGUGUGUCAAGUCCAUGUGCCUGUUGUAUUUGGUGUUCAGCUAGCUCGUGUUUGUUCGCAUUUGCGUUUUGUUUCAUUUUCGGUUCAGUUCGUCUGCGCUUUUUACGAGACCAAAGUGUGUUUACUCAAUAAUAACCGACAUGAUUCAACUGCAAUUCGUAUUUAUGGUUCACAUUAAAGAAACUAUUUUAUUAAUUUCAAAACAAAAUUAAAUUAGUUUAUUUCAAUGUUUGUAAAGAUCGGUGCAAGAAAAUAUUUAAAUUAAUGUAUGUGUAUGCACAAACAGUUCUGCUGUUCUGCCUACAUAAAUUGACAAAGGAGCAUAUUAUUAUUGGCAAGUCAAUAAAUCAAACAUAAAACCAUGAAGUUUCGUGCUAUGAUGCAGGAUCCUGAGUACAUGCGUGAAUUUCUCUACAUCAUACAAACAUUAUCAAAAUUGGCGAAAACAUGCGUAAUGAAAAUCUCUUUGGACAGAGUCUAUUUUGUAGCAAAUGAGGAAUCCGGUAGUACAGCACCAUUGGUAUGGGUGGAAAUUGAUCCUCAGCAAUAUUUCGCUGAAUACACAAUGCAAGGCGUCGACAGUGAAAACGAUCCACAUAUUGUGUUAAAUAUACCGACAUUGAAUCUGGGAACGGCACUAUCCUUACUUCGUAACAAUCCUAGCUAUUGUAAAUUGAAGCUGACUAAUUUACAGUUCCCAUGUUUAACAAUCGACAUUGACGCGGCAACUAAGAGUUCAGAUAAGUCACGUCGCGCUAUGCACCAUGUACCAGUGGAUGUGAUACCGCGCUGUGAUUGGCCACAUUUUGCCGUCCCUACUGUUCCAGCAUGUAAGCUAGUAUUAAAUGUGCCAUCCAAUCGUUUAAUACGCGGUCUAAUUGAUAAAAUAAAGAAUCUCUCACCGACUAUAAUUUUUUACGCAACCUCUGCCGGUGAGAUGAAUUUAGUCGCCGAAACGGAUAUGGCAACAAUAACAACACGUUAUCAAAACCUAGAAUUACGUACCAUGAAUCCAGGUGAAAGUGACAAGAACAAAGAGCAAAUAGAGGCAUCUUGUUCGGUGGACUGUAAGAAAACUGCAUUGUUUUUCUCGGCACUUCAAAUACCAUCAACGGAAUUGUCAUGUGGCAUAGCAGAUGAUCGACUAAUACAUUUAGAAGUAAAUGUACGCGACGGCAUUGCCAUUCACUCCAAAUUGCCAGCUGUGUGCAUAUAAACAGCAACCGACUUUGACCAAUAUGUUUUUAUCAACAAUACAUCGUUAUUCUUAUCAUUAUAUCGUAACAAGUUUAUCAAAAGUUGAAUAAUAAAUAUGGCAUUUUUCAAAUGUUAAACACGUACUUAUCAGUAUAUUUCAGUGUAUUGAAGCCACUCGAUUUUUCGUAACAAAUCCAGUGAAAAUAGUUCUUCCAUUCCUGACAAAUAUAGACAAUAUUUUAUAUGCAUAUCUGCACAUGUAUUUUCCAUUUGAAUUGUUACAAAUAUCUCUUGCAAUAGCGUCUGGAUUUAAAUGCUAGAUAUACAUCAUCACCCGAUUCUGUCUAGUAAUAUAAAAAAUUCCAUCAAGAAUAAAACACAGAUUAUAUAGACAAGGAUUUAUCAAUUAAUUAUACAAUUGUUUUUAUCGAUCGAAGUCUUGUAUUUUUGCUUAUACACAGUCUAACUACUGGUAAAGUCCGCCUCGGCAGCUAGCAUUGCAGCAAGAGAAAAAAGUAAUUAGCCUUGAUUAAAUAAUGCGACCUUGAGCAUAUAAUACUGAAACGGUGUUUGAGUUUUUGCCAGCACUGUAGGCAUAUAUAUAUGUAUGUACAUAUGUACGAAAAGUAAAAUCCUGUUUUUUUUCGAAACUGUGGAUGAACGUUUAAAAUCUUGCGGCAAUGUCGUCUUCAGAAUCUGGUUCCAGACUUCAGCCAUACACUAUGUUCACUGUUACGCUUUGCCUUGUCAAUAUUUUGGAGUUCGCUCUCAAACGCAACAAUAUAUGCUUAUAUAGAUAUGAAUACGCUGUGUGCGUAUGUACAUAUACAUAUGCUGUGACCAGAGAACUUUGAUUUGUUUGCGUAUAAAUAUAUUCAUCUAUGUAUGUACAUAUGUACAUUGUAAGUAUAUAGACUUGUAUUUCGUUUUGACUGAUUAACUUGAGUUAUUGAGUGGGGUCAUUGUGUACUCUUCGCCGCUAGAGCGCAUUUGCUGCUCUCCAAAGUUGGACUCGUGUGGGGCCUAAUUGCUAAUUGCAUACAUUCAUAUGUAUGUGUGUAUGUGAAUAUUUAGGCUUCUCUGUUUCACUGUUACCACUGUCCUGUUUCAUUUUGGUUAUGGAGUUCGGUGUUUUAUUUAAUAUUUGUUUUUGAUUUCAUUUUCAACUCGUUUGCCAAUGGACAUGGACAAGUUUCUUUAUUUGUUGCUAUAUUUGCUUAUCAUUGUUUUGGUGUGUUUUUUGGUUUAUUCGUAGCAAAACCUUUUUCUUUCUAUUUAUGUAUGUAUGUAUAUGCUUUUGCUUUCGUUCAACAUUCGGCUAUGUUAAUAAUUGUUUAUUCUUAAAGUGGAGAGGCGUUAAAAAUACAUGAUUUGAACAUUUUUACUUCGUAUUUUUUACAAAUUAAUAGUUAUACUAAUAAAUUAAUGUUUUCUUUGAACACUGCAAAUGAAAUCGUUGAACUUUUUUCAGUUUGAAAUUUGAUUCAGCUUGAAAACGAUUUAAAAUUUACUCUAUAAUUGUCUCUAUCUACUAUGGUUUUAUAUUAUUGUAUUAAGGACGGUGCACUUGUUGUUGCUUCUUUAAUGGUAUCGUUGUACUGCCAAUUUGCAACACCUAUCAGACUACUUUAGAUGGAGACCUAAAAAUUGAUGGUUGUGCUUAAGUCCACAAAGUUUCUAGACUAAAUCGUCGAACAUUUCGAUUAAUUGCUCUUAAUUGUGAAACCAUAACCUCAAUUUUAUGUAUAUUAGCCAAAGCUUUCUAAAAGCUAUUAAAUAGCGAACUUAAAAUCCAUUUUGGGGUAUAAAUAAUGCAACUUAAAGUUUAAGAUGCGUUUAAAAAAGUCAUUGCAGUGGUGAAGUGCCACCCAGAUAUUGGUGUGUCUUACGUUAGCUUCGAUGGAGCUAUGUAUCUAUAAGGCAAGGUGUACGCCAGCUGUUCCUGCACCAUCUAUGAUCUCUAGAAACACCGUCAAGUUUCAAAUGUUCAAUAAAAUAAUGAGAAAACUUAACAAGAAGAGCUCAUUUUGAUGCGGCCAAUAAAGAAUAUUACCUGUCUGGUAAAUUAAAAAGUGGUCGAAUAAUUGUAUAGUUAGUAUGCUGGUAUUCCGAAUUGCAAACCUUGGAUGCAUGUAACCAAUACACCUUCAAUCCUCCAAUUGGUAAGAAAUAUUUAUUAAAAGCUUUCGGCUUCCGUUGUGCGGUCAAUGCUAAAACUUGGCUUAAACGUGAAUUUUGAAUGCGUAAUAAAUCUUAUUCUCAAAUAUGCAUAAGCAAAUGACUUACAUACAUAUGUAUAUAUGCCGUUUGUUAUGUAAUAUACAAUUAUUAUAUACAUUUGUAAGUAUUUUAGGUAUAAUUAAAAAAAAACUUAAACAUACAUACCUUUAAAAACUGCUGCGCACUUCCAAUCGGUCGUCGCAUUUCGGCCUAAGACGGUAGCAAACAUUGACAAAAAUUAUAGGUCGAGAAUAUGUGAAGUGACUUGAAAUACAGUUUGUUGACCCCAUUUCGAAAAUGAGAAACAUACUCAACGUGUUUCGUAGUCGUGUCCGGGGUGAGACCACAUGCGGAGUGGUGGAGUGAUGGAAUGACGACGCAUAGGAUAGAAGGGCGCAUUCGACAUACACACAGAUGCAUAUAAAUAUACGCACAUAAUUCACUGCGUACUUACUGAAUGGAAAUACGUUGUAUUAGUUAUUAAAAUCUGCCGAAACUCAGCAAAGAAUAAAAAACAAUUGUGCUAGUGUAAACUUUGAGAGCAACGAAUUGUUGAUAAAUCACUUUAGUUAUUGGGGCAAAUAAAUAAAAGAAAAAUAUGUAUCAUAAUCAAACAUCGUUUGCUUUAUUAGACACAACAACAGCAACAAGAUGUACAUACAUACAUUAGUUCGUUGUUUUUGCCCAUGAAAUGCUGCCUUUGCAUUUGUUGUUGUUUAUUUUCAAACGCUGCUGUCAUAUGUUUGCUCGUACGCGUUCAGGUCAAACGAUUCUAUACACCCAUACACCUUUCAAUCCUGACACCAGUAAGGCUGUUUACUUCUCAGCUCAAAGUAAUUAACACACUUGCCAGCGACAUGAACUCCGACGAGAACUCGCAUUAAAGUGAUGGUGGUGGUGGUCUGGAUGCAUCAAGCCACUAGGAGACAGAGGUUAACAAAACCAGAACCAACCGUUCAGCAAUACCGAUAAUCAGUACCACGGAGUUGUUGGAUAUUACAAUACUGGUAUACAUAUACAUAUGUAUGAAUAUACAUGUCCAUAUGCGGAAAAUCCGAGUAUAUACAUGUACCUGAGAGGGAGCUUACUUUGAGUGCACCCCGAAUGUUUGGAGAGUUGAGUGAACUGCUAAACUAUCAUUUGCCUGUUGACAGUGUACGAGUAGCGAGCCAUGUGUUAUAUGGGAGAAGAGAGACAGAGUCGCAUGUCCAAACUCGUGAGCCCAACUCGUGUGAAUGGCCUGCGAUUGCAAAGUAGCUGGUGGCAGCAAGAUUUUGCUUUCAGUCUCUAAUUUGAACUCGGUGCGGUAACAACUUGGCAAAUUAUUACGAU